AUGGCACCAGUAAAAGGACCGAAAAAACUCCUAAAAUCAAUGGAGAAACCCAUCGACAAACCAAUUUCAAAAUCAAAGAAGAUGAAGAAGAAGAAUUACCAGAGUUUCUCCAUAUAUCUCUACAAGCUACUACGGGCCGUCGCGAAAGAAAACUUAGGAAUAUCAAGGAAGUCUAUGCUGAUUAUGAAUAAUUUUGUCAAUGACAUGCUGGAGAAGAUUGCUGAAGAAGCAGGAAGAUUGGUGGCUCACAGUAAGAAGACCACUAUGAGUAGCAGAGAGAUUCAGGCAGCAGUCAAGUUAAUAAUCCCUGGAGAAUUAUCAACUCACGCGAAUAUUGAAGCAAUGAAAGCCAUCAGUAUGUACCAUAAGAGCCACGAAAGGGAUGCCGCGGCGAAAAUUUAA
Helicoverpa armigera (cotton bollworm) is the source of this 402-nucleotide messenger RNA. Its product is annotated as histone H2B. Gene Ontology annotation, cellular component: nucleosome. The coding region runs from base 1 to 402 and encodes 133 amino acids. The transcript has a single exon. NCBI's taxonomy places the organism in Eukaryota, Metazoa, Arthropoda, Insecta, Lepidoptera, Noctuidae. Gene Ontology annotation, molecular function: protein heterodimerization activity; DNA binding; structural constituent of chromatin. The record is from RefSeq and is a predicted model, not a curated record.